Messenger RNA from Staurois parvus, 335 nucleotides. NCBI's taxonomy places the organism in Eukaryota, Metazoa, Chordata, Amphibia, Anura, Ranidae. The record is from the annotation of a GenBank genome assembly.
GCUCAGGGAGUGCGCAGCACGGCGAUCGUGUCAUGUGAUCAGCUGUGUCCAAUCACAGCUGAUCACAUGGGACAUGUACACUGAUGAUCAGGGCACUGAUGAUCAGUGUGUGUGCCCCUGAUGAUCAGUGUAGUCCCAGCAGUGUCACCUGUCAGUGUCCAUCAAUGCCAGCUGUCAGUGCUCAUCAAUGCCACCUGUCAGUGCUCAUCAGUGCUACAUCAAUGCCACAUAUCAGUGCCCACCAGUGUACAUCAAUGCCACAUAUCAGUGCCCAUCUGAGCUUCCUUUCAGUGUCACCUAUCAGUGCCAGUCAGUGCCACCUAUCAAUGUCAGUC